AUGGCCGAGCACUCACUCGAGCCAUUCCUCAUCCUCGCGCGCGGGACAAAAGGCGCCGGCGCAGCAAAGGUCAUCCUCGACGCCACAGCCGCGCCUGGCGUGUACACCUUCGGCGAGCUGCUCGACGUCCCGAGCAUCAAGGAUCUACAAACGGACUUGACGCAUGCCAAGAGCUACCGCCUCCUCCAGCUCUUCGCAUACGGUACCCUCGCCGACUACACUGCCUCGCCUGACGCCUUUCCAUCCCUCUCACUCGCACACGUAACCAAGCUCAAGCACCUCACCCUCCUCUCCCUAGCUCUUCAGACUCGUGCGCUUCCCUACUCGGAGCUAACACAGGCCCUCGGCACAGCCUCUACUCCCGAGCUGGAAGCGUUGAUCAUCGACGCGAUCUACGCCGGUCUCCUCACUGGCAAGAUCCACCACUAUGAGCAGGUCCUACACGUCGACAGCGUCACGGGGCGCGACCUGCGCCCUUCCGAUCUUGGUGUUGUGAAGGGCGGGCUUGAGAUGUGGUGCCGCAACACGCAGUCUCUCCUGGCUGCGCUAGACGAACAGAUCGCGGCGGCGCGCAAGCGCGCCGAGGACGACAGGGAGCGUGACAAGCUGUUCCAUAACUCCCUCGACAUGGCGUAUGUUGAUGUGCGCAAGGACUCGGCGAGGCGUUUCAAGGCGGUGGGGCGUCCCCAGGACGAGCGCGCCGACGCAAUCGACGUCGACGACGAUUACGGCACUGUCACGAACAUGGUCACGGACGAGCCGCCUCGGCUUGUGCGCAGCGUUGGUCAGCGCAGCGCUGAUGGCCUCGAUGAGCGAGCGAAGAAGCGUGCAAAAGACUAG
Molecule: messenger RNA, 840 nt
Organism: Cutaneotrichosporon cavernicola
Lineage: Eukaryota; Fungi; Basidiomycota; Tremellomycetes; Trichosporonales; Trichosporonaceae
Exons: 6
Coding region: 1-840 (279 amino acids)
Cellular component (GO): COP9 signalosome
Source: RefSeq, a predicted model, not a curated record